AUGGCUCAGGAUUAUCUGAUUGCUCAGGCAACCAGUGUUCCGAGUGAACAGGCCUUUUCUCUCGCCAAACAUACAAUUAAUGCAUUGCGAAACCAAUUGGAAAAUGAAAAGGUUCAUGCAAGUCUGUGUUUAAAAACAUG
Molecule: messenger RNA, 140 nt
Organism: Cetraspora pellucida
Lineage: Eukaryota; Fungi; Glomeromycota; Glomeromycetes; Diversisporales; Gigasporaceae
Source: the annotation of a GenBank genome assembly